Exophiala spinifera is the source of this 1269-nucleotide messenger RNA. RefSeq lists its product as uncharacterized. The transcript has a single exon. The coding region runs from base 1 to 1269 and encodes 422 amino acids. The record is from RefSeq and is a predicted model, not a curated record. NCBI's taxonomy places the organism in Eukaryota, Fungi, Ascomycota, Eurotiomycetes, Chaetothyriales, Herpotrichiellaceae.
AUGCAGAGCAUCGGAGGGAAUACAGGCUCGCAGAGCAGCAGCCCUUCCACCGCCUCAGCGCAACCAGGAUCUCCUUUCAAUCCUGAUUCGAUAACGAGAAGCAGCGCUCCUAGUGUGACGACGACAAGCAGCACUUCUAGUGGGACUGUGGCAAGUGUCCAAGACGCGACUGGACAAAUUGCUUCCCAGAGUACUACUCCCAGCUCGCCAAACGUUAGUUCGAGUAACGGCAGUUCGAGUAACAUUGGAGGUAUUGUCGGCGGCACGAUCGGGGGUCUGCUGUUUGGGCUUGUUGUCGGCAUGUUGUUCAUGUUUUGCUGGGCGAGGCGGCGGGCAGCAAAAGCCAGCCUCUCCAGCAGACGAGCUGGAAAGAUCUCUCCUGAGAAGAAUGGGACUGACAGGUCAACUCUCCAGGCGUACGAGAGCCCUUCGGAUCCUGCAAGAUGGCUGGUUUACCUCCCCCAGCCGUCUGACGAUACUGAGUUGAAGCAUCAGGUAAAGACAAUGUAUAAUCAGAUCGACCUGCACGUGGAGAACUUUUACACAGACAGAGAUGGUGGACUACUGACAGAAGCGGUGCAAUCGAUUCUCGCUCGCUAUGAGACAGAUCUGCUCCCAGCGCCAGUGGCUACCAUUAUGGCGUCGACAAGCAGUAAGAAAGCGGUCAUCAAGCAUUGCCUGACUUGCACCAUUGUUUCAAGGAUAGAUGCUGUCCGGCCAAUACCGCAGUCAUUCCUCCCUUCCGAGAUUGCAGCUCUACCGGCACUCCUGGCUAAGAAUGCCGACGUAGAACACGUCUCAAGGAAGAAAGGUAUGCAUUCCCUCAACCUCGCCAACCACAUCGUCUCUUUGUCUAGUGAGAGUUGGCUGACCGAAAAUGAUCCAGUCUUCGAUGAGGCAUACUCGACCUGGCGGGUACUCACUGCGUAUAUCCGACCCUCGGCAGCCUCCCUCACACCAACGCAGGAAGCUUCCGUGACCUCCGAGGCAGCCAACUUCACAGAAGCAUUUGGUCCUUGGUCCAAGUCAAGAGGCAACGCUGCUCAAAAGGCCAAUCUCGAAGAGAUCAUGCGAAAUGCUAUUGGGGUCGGAACUCUGCUGUUCUCCCAGCCCAGCGUGUGCGAGUUCCGGUGGAUCCAAACAUCAAAGAGGCAUGCUAACUCGGCGACAUUCUACAUCACACCGGCACUGUUGAGGACCUCAGAUGCCAGUGGACAUGCCCUGUCAUCUCCACAUACCCUGCUAAAGGCGGCAAAAAACAACGAUUAG